GAUAGCUCACCCGAGCCACUGAGAAGUGACAACUGACAACUAUCUUCCUCCAGCAUUCUUCGUCUGCCGAUCUUCGCCGCCCUACCGAUUUCGCCUGAAUUUUUCUUAAACUUUCAAUGCUAAGGCAGUUUUCACUGUAUCGUUGCUCAAGUCAUACUGCGUUAUAAAAAUAUUUGCGAGGCGAUUUGGGGAAGCGUUUGGAAGUUCUAGGGUUUUGCUGCUCCGGAGAUUUUAGCUGGCUAUUUUUUUUGCAGUCACCGUAUGUGGAUAUUGUUCUAACCAAGGUGCUUAAGAUGACUGAGCAAACUGAUAUACUGAAUGAAGCAUCUGAGAAUGGGUCAGAGUCAUCUCGAGAUGACAAUGGCACUAUAGAGGAAAUGCCUGAAGACACUAUCUUGUCGCGACAAACGUCGGUGAACCUCAUGCCUUUCAUCGGACAGAGAUUUGUAUCACAGGAUGCUGCCUAUGAGUUCUAUUGUAGCUUUGCUAAGCAAUGUGGCUUUUCAAUUAGGCGCCACCGGACUCGUGGGAAAGAUGGCGUGGGUAGAGGAAUCACGCGAAGGGAUUUUACCUGCCAUCGUGGUGGUUAUCCGCAGCUUAAGCCUACAGCGGAUGGGAAAAUACAAAGGAAUAGGAAGUCGACGCGCUGUGGUUGUCAAGCUUAUAUGAGGAUUGUUAAAAGGGCUGAUUUCAAUGUCCCUGAAUGGAGGGUGACUGGUAUUAGCAAUGUCCACAAUCAUGAAUUGUUGAAGUUCAACGAGGUGCAGCUGCUUCCAGCAUAUUGUACGAUGACUCCUGAUGACAAGAGCCGUAUUUGUAUGUAUGCUAAAGCUGGGAUGUCUGUUAGGCAAAUGUUGAGGUUGAUGGAGCUAGAGAAAGGCAUUAAGCUAGGUUGUUUGCCAUUCUCUGAGAUUGAUAUCAGAAAUUUGCUCCAGUCAUUUAGAAAUGUGGAACGGGAUCAUGAUCCAAUUGACCUUCUCAAAAUGUGCAAGGAGAAGAAAGAUAGAGAUCCAAACUUCAAAUACAACUACCGGAUAGAUUCUAAUAACAGGUUGGAGCAUAUUGCGUGGUCCUAUGCUUCAUCUAUCAGACUGUAUGAGACUUUUGGAGAUGUUGUAGUAUAUGAUACAACUCAUCGCUUGGAUGCUUAUGAUAUGCUUUUUUGUGUUUGGAUUGGAGUGGACAGUCAUGGCAGUUAUUGCUUCUUUGGUUGCUCUCUCAUUCGAGAUGAGAACAUGCAGUCGUUCUCAUGGGGAUUGAAGACAUUCUUGGACUUCAUGAAUGGAAAAGCUCCGGAAACAAUUUUGACUGAUCAGAAAACGUGUCUAAAAGAAGCACUUGCUAUGGAAAUGCCAGGGACCAAACAUGCCUUCUCGAUUUGGCAUAUUAUAUCAAAGUUUUCUGAUUGGUUUUCUGUCACACUGGGGUCUCACUACGAUAGCUGGAAAGCUGAAUUUCAUCGCCUUUAUAAUCUGCACAAUGUUGAUGAGUUUGAAAUUGGAUGGGGGGAGAUGGUUGACAUAUAUGGCUUACAAGGAAACAAGCAUAUUGUCAGCUUGUAUGCUUUUCGUACAUAUUGGGCACUACCAUUCCUGAGAUCAUAUUUCUUUGCGGGAAUGUCAAAUACAUUUCAGUCGGAGAUGAUUAACUCCUAUAUCCAACGGCUUCUUAGUGCACAAUCUAUGCUUAAUGAUUUUGUAGAACAGGUGGCCUCACUCUUAGAUGCUAGAGAUCGAGGAGCAAAACCAAAGGUGUUACAAAAGGUCCCGAAAACAUCCCUCAAGACAGGAGCACCAAUUGAAUCGCAUGCUGCCACUGUGCUCACACCAUAUGCCUUCGGCAAACUACAAGAAGAACUAGUGUUGGCACCACAAUACGCAACAAUGUUGGUAGAUGAUAGUUAUUUCAUUGUGAGGCACCAUACGGGAGUUGAUGGUGGGUACAAAGUCUUAUGGGUCCCACAAGACGAGUUCAUCACAUGCAGCUGUUGUCAUUUUGAGUUCUCAGGCAUCCUCUGCAGGCAUAUUCUCCGUGUCCUAUCGACCAAUAAUUGCUUCCAGAUUCCCGAUCAGUACCUACCUUUGCGUUGGCGUGACUCGCUGUUUUCAAAACCUGCACCAACAUCUUCAGGGAAGGUGCAGUUGCUGCAAUCAAUGAUUUCGUCUCUAAUUACAGAGUCUAUGGAGAGUGAAGAUCGCCUUAAUGUUGCCUGCGAUCACAUUGCUUUAGUUUUGGCCCGCAUCAAGAACUUCCCUUCUGCUGCAACAGAUGAUAGUAAUGGUGUAGCAUAUACCAGCCCUUCUGGCUCUUUCAUUCUCCCAGAUGUCGAAGAUUCUGAUGCCAUUGCUCAAAGUUUCAGCACAAAUCCGCACGAAUGUUUAGCAUUUGCCAAGCUGAAAGACAGAAGAACUAGAGAUGAAAUAGACGUGUACAGGAAGAAAAGGCGUUGUACAGUCCCUUGCUGCGGGCAAUAUGGACAUGAAAUCGGAAAUUGCCCGAUGGUGGCAGAUGACGAUUUAAAUGCAGACGGGCUAGGGUUUCUGUAGGACUUUUGCAAAUGUGGCGGCUCAACGUCUAUGCAGUGACAACUUGGAAUUUUUUCUCUCUCAAGUGACAGCAACAGGUUGAAUAUAUAUAUAUAUUCCUCACAUGAUUAAAUAGAUUCAUGAUAUCACAUAAUUUGUGUUAUUCAGAAACUAAAGCUAAUGCAGUUAAUUUUAAUAUACUAUGCAAGUGAAAAUUCUAUAUUCAUGAUAUGCUAGAACUAUUUGAAUUUUUCUGAA
Salvia splendens (bonfire salvia) is the source of this 2783-nucleotide messenger RNA. RefSeq names its product protein FAR1-RELATED SEQUENCE 11. The coding region runs from base 294 to 2546 and encodes 750 amino acids. Gene Ontology annotation, molecular function: zinc ion binding. Lineage: Eukaryota; Viridiplantae; Streptophyta; Magnoliopsida; Lamiales; Lamiaceae. The transcript is spliced from 5 exons. Gene Ontology annotation, biological process: regulation of DNA-templated transcription. The record is from RefSeq and is a predicted model, not a curated record.